Messenger RNA from Schistosoma mattheei, 1145 nucleotides. Lineage: Eukaryota; Metazoa; Platyhelminthes; Trematoda; Strigeidida; Schistosomatidae. The record is from the annotation of a GenBank genome assembly.
UCAUCAACAAAGAUUUUAAAUAAAUUUUGAACAAUGGUACACUGAUGGUUGGGAGGUCAUCAUGUAGACAUUGAAACCAUUUGAAUUGGAAGUUGCACCGGAUAUUCACGUGUUGCGUUACUUAGUUGCUAGGUGGCAGCCGAACAUGAGUGAUGAACUAUUACUGUUAGAUGCUCAGUGUGCUUUCAUUUUGGGACAACAUCAACUGGCUCUUAAAACAAUUCAAAAGUUGAAGUCGGGUUCUUCAGACGUAGAAUUGCAAUCUAAUGUGCUUACUUAUCAAGUAUACAUAGCUCAAAAAAAGUAUGGAGUUGUGCUCGAUGAAAUUCCUGAGGACGCCAACGAGCCAGAGCUAAAGCUUCUUAGGCUCUUGGCGACAUACCUUUCGAAAGGUGUAUCUGAGGACGCUGUGGUAAAACAGCUUGACAGAAUACUGGAACAACAUAUGGAUUUAAGCCAAAGUGCGAUUGUCAUUGCAGCAACUAUAUAUCUUCAUUUAGAUAUGGUGGAAUAUGCUUUGAAAACCUUAAAUAAUGGGAGCGACACGUACUGCAACGCUUUAACAGUUCAGUGUCUACUUCACAUGAAUCGUUGUGAUCUUGCUGGCAAGGCUGUUCGACGUAUGCAAACUGCAGAUGAAGAUUCUUUAGCAGCACAACUUGCCUCAGCUUUAUACUACGUGAAAAAAGGCGGUGAUCAGCUACAAGAAGCCAUUCACAUAUAUGAAGAACUUAAAGAAAAACAUGGACCUUCAACUUUACUGUUAAAUGGUCAGGCUGCAGCUUUGAUGGGUAUGAAUAAUUGGGUUGAAGCCGAACCAGUCCUUCAAGAAGCUAUUGAUUUGGAUGGUAAUAAUCCUGAUACAAUUGUAAAUAUGAUUGUGGUUUAUCAUCAUUUAGGCAAACCGGCUGAGACUAUCAACAGAUUAAUAUCUCAACUACGGGAUUGUUGUAAGGAUCAUCCAUUCCUUGUGGAUUAUGUAGAGAAGGAGGAUGAAUUUACACGUUGUGCAAAACAUUAUGCUCCAAGUGUACCAGGAUAAUAUUCUUAUAUAUUUUGUAUCAGUUUCUAUUAUCAUAAUAACUUUUAUUUGUCUUGUUUCUUUUUACUUUUGGUCGGAAAUAAAAUGAUACUAAUUAUGAUCU